This is a messenger RNA of Jaminaea rosea, 1764 nucleotides long. Its product is annotated as ankyrin. NCBI's taxonomy places the organism in Eukaryota, Fungi, Basidiomycota, Exobasidiomycetes, Microstromatales. The record is from RefSeq and is a predicted model, not a curated record. The transcript has a single exon. The coding region runs from base 1 to 1764 and encodes 587 amino acids. Gene Ontology annotation, molecular function: protein binding.
AUGUCGCCGCACAUAGGGGAUGGUCCUCCUUCGGUGCGCUCUUCACUCCUCUUCGACUCGCACUCACUCCGCCGCACUGCCCCACCUACGCCGCUCCUGUCCUCUUACCACAACCAGCCACGCACAUUCCGCCGUCUUCAACCGGAUCUAGAGGACGUACGACGCGAGCGUUCCAAGGUAGUAGCUGCCGUCGAGCACAGGGACGAUGAUCCGCGCCUAAUGCUGGGUACAAAGCAAAAUGCUAUCAAGUCUCCACCGACCGUCUGGAAGACACCGUGCUCAUCGACGACGAUUUCGCAGCGGUUCAGACGGGCAGUGAUUAAUGACGAUCUGUCUGCGGCGAGGCGGUUGGCUAGUUAUGCGCAGCAGCUUGCGACUACACGAGAGGAUCAUGGAAUUCAGCUGGAAAGUGGCGGAGAGGAGAGCAUCAGCUCGAAUAGAGCACGAAGACAUCAACGCGCGAAUAUGGGUCAGGUCUUUAGCAUCCGCAACGUUACUUCAGCGCCUCCCACUCCCUCCUUCUCGUCCUCCACAAACCGACGCACUGCCACUCCGUCCUAUCCUCGUGGCAGCGUAGAGGCAGAAGCGUAUCUUUCGCACCUUACCUCGCUCGAGCUGGCAAUCAUGUACAACUGCAGCCUCGCGAUGAUGGAGUGGCUGCUGGAUAUGGGACACGAGGAGGAGAAUCUCGAGUAUGGCUGGACGCGAGAUGAAGAGCAGGGAAGGACAGUUCUCCAUCUGGCGGCAAUUGCCAAUCGGGCGGAUGUGGUUGCCUUGUAUUGUUCGUACGUCAAUCGUGUUGCGGGACACGGCGCGAGUAGGGAGCUGGUCGACCUGCCUGCUGUUGGUCCCCCAAUCCCGUCUACCUCACCACAAGGCUCAACAACACCAGGUCUCUCCCCACUCGGCCGUACUGCGCUUCAUGAAGCCGCCAUGCGCGGCUACGAUGCCGUCGCUCUUGUCCUCCUUUCCCGCGGAGGGGACCCUCGUCGAUUAGAUGGAUACGGCAAUACGGCCCUACACUACGCCUCUGCUUUUGGCCAUCUGACCACGCUCCAGAUACUCAUGGACGCAGCAGCAAACGACGACCGGCACGAUAACUCUGACGCACUCUCCACCUCUUCUUCGUCGGACAAUCUCUCCUCGUCCCUGCCCGAGGAUGCAACUACAGCGCUCAACGCCGCCUUGUUCGGCAGCAAGAACGACGGAGAUUUCUCAGCGGCAGAUUAUUCGUACACACUCUCCGACCGAGCUGCUCUGGAAGCUUUGGGCCGUAAAUGGUUUGCGGAGAGUCGAGAAAGAGAGAAGCGCAAGAAGUGGGAGAGGACGAUGCAAAAUGCGGAGAGCGCUGCUGCGGCUAAUUCAUUCUCCAGUGGGCUCACCGGAGGUGGAACGCCAAGACCAAGCUCUGCGGCAAAGGGGACCAAGGGAGGAGAGGGGGAGAAGGGUAAGAACGAGACGUCCGCGCCCAGCAAGACGCAAAGGCGUGGCUCUACGCUUGAUAGGCUCAAGAGCGGGGCAAAGGAGGUAGUAAGCGGGGCAGCCGCCAGUAUUGCAGCGCAUUCCCCCCGUCCACGCUCCCCACGGCCAAGAUCACCCAAGACGGGAGGUGGCUCGCCAAGGGGAACCUCUUACUCUCCUCCCUCUAGCCCUUCGAGGCGCGGUGGAAGUAGCAGCGGUGCGGAUGCAACGCCGAUGAGUGUUGCACCUCAUCCGCGCUUAGCGGCUGUGGCAGGUCCAUUAACAUUGCCCGGAGGCGAGUGA